Aaosphaeria arxii CBS 175.79 is the source of this 2606-nucleotide messenger RNA. RefSeq names its product MFS peptide transporter-like protein Ptr2. Gene Ontology annotation, cellular component: membrane. The record is from RefSeq and is a predicted model, not a curated record. Bases 378 to 2249 code for a protein of 623 amino acids. The transcript has 3 exons. Gene Ontology annotation, biological process: oligopeptide transport; transmembrane transport. Gene Ontology annotation, molecular function: dipeptide transmembrane transporter activity. NCBI's taxonomy places the organism in Eukaryota, Fungi, Ascomycota, Dothideomycetes, Pleosporales.
GUCUUAGUCCGCCUUGGGAACUCGAUAACGAAGCAAGAAAAGGCAAGCCAAUUGAUCACUGGAAACGCCCGAACCACAGUUAGUCUGCGCAUACCAUCGCAGACGAUACUCACCUGCUGUAAACAGCUAUCACGGCGUGACCGUCGCCCAGCUUGCUUUGCCGCUUUCCAUAGUCCAAGCACUCCUUUGCAGGCAUUUGAUCGCGCUUCAGCUGCACCCCUGCGAGCCCCCUCGGAUCAGUGUGCUCUGCCUUUGUGAAACCCUGUCUACCACUCCCCAGAUUAUAUUAAUCUUCGUCGCCCGCACGUCUUCGCGGUCGACUGUCGUUCGCUCACAGCUGCACUUUGUCCACCUUUACACAGUGUACCUUGUUCACCAUGGCCGCUGCUGCUGCUCAGAACGCGCCUGACAUGGCCAUGAGCCAUGAGCCCAAGGUGGCCACUCCGCUCUUUGAAGUCGAUGAGAAGAAAGCUCUUGAUGCACAACGCAGCACGAGUUCAAUCUCUCACGAUCAACCUCCGGUUGAGUUCGAGGCGGACAUGAUCGGUGAGGAGCCGACCGAGGAGGAUUUGAGAACACUUCGCCGUGUUUCUGGCAAGAUCCCAUGGGUCGCCUACACCAUUGCAUUCGUCGAGUUGUGCGAGCGUUUUGGAUACUACGGUUGCCAGGUCCUCUACACCAACUUUAUCCAGCACCCACUUCCUGCCGGACAGCCCACUGGGCGCGACCCCAGAGAGGAUGGCCAGCCUGGUGCUCUAGAUAUGGGCCAGCGUGCCUCCUUCGGUAUUGGUACCUUCAACUCUUUCUGGGCCUACUCGACCCCAAUUCUUGGUGCUAUCAUCGCCGAUGAGUACUUGGGACGUUUCAACACCAUCUUCAUUUCCAUCGCUGCCGCCAUUGUCGGCCACAUCUUCCUCAUCGUCUCCGCUCUCCCAAGCGUUCUCGCUAGCGGCAAGGCCAUCGCUCCUUUCAUGCUUGGUGUCAUUACUCUCGGUUUCGGCACUGGCGCAUUCAAGGCCAACAUCUCCCCUCUCAUUGCUGAGCAGUACAAGCAGACCAAGCUCCGUGUCGUCAUUGAUGAGAAGACUGGUGAGCGUGUCAUUUCCGACCCCAGCAUCACCCUUUCCCGUAUCUUCUUGUACUUCUACAUGAUGAUCAACAUCGGUUCGCUCACCGGUCAAAUCUCCAUGGUCUUCGUCGAGAAGUACAUCGGAUUCUGGUGCUCAUUCCUGUUGCCCACUAUCCUCUUCUGCUGCUGCCCCAUCGUGCUCUGGUUCUGCCGACACAAGUACCACAAGAGCCCUCCAACUGGCUCCGUGUUGAUCCGUGCUAUCAAGCUCUGGUCACUCGCACAGAAGGGCAAAUGGUCCGUCAACCCCGUGCAAACCCGCAAGAACUUCAAGAACGACCGUUUCUGGGAGGAUGUCAAGCCAAGCCACUUGGGCGCAAACAAGCCCGCCUGGAUGAAGUUCGACGAUGCUUGGGUCGACCAGGUCGCUCGUGGUCUCCGUGCCUGCUCUUGCUUUACCUGGAUUCCUCUGUACUGGCUCUGCUACAACCAGAUGAACAACAACCUUACCUCCCAGGCCGCUACCAUGACCCGUAACGGUGUCCCCAACGAUGUCAUCACCAACCUUAACCCCAUCUCCCUCGUUAUCUUCAUCCCGCUCGUUGACAACUUCCUCUACCCCGGUCUCCGCAAGGCUGGUAUUCGCUUUACCCCCAUCAAGCGUAUCACUGCAGGUUUCUUCCUCGCCUCCAUGGCCAUGGUCGGUGCCUCCGUGAUCCAGCAUUACAUCUAUGCCACCGGAAAGUGCGGCAAGUACAUGAACUCCUGCAAGGAGGGCGACACCAAGAUCGCGGCCCCCAUCAACGUUUGGGUCCAAGCUGUUCCCUACGUUCUCGUUGGUUUCUCUGAGAUUUUCGCUUCCAUCACUGGUCUUGAGUACGCUUUCACCAAGGCACCCAAGAACAUGCGUUCUCUCGUCACCUCGUACUGGCAUUUCAUGUCCGCCUUCUCCAACGCCAUUGGACAGGCUCUUGUCUCCCUCUCCGAGGAUCCUCUCCUCGUCUGGAACUACGCCGUUGUUGCUAUUCUUGCCUCCAUCGGCGGUGUCUUGUUCUGGUUCCACCAGCGUGACAGUGACGCGAAGGAGGACGCUAUGAACAUGUUGCCCGAUUCCAACUACGUUGGUCGUGACAAGCACGAGGGCGUCGCCGACGAGACUGACGCUUCUCACCGCGCUUAGGUGCAUUCCAUCAUCUGUUAUCAGCUCAAAUACCCCCUUUACUGUAGUCAGCGUGAGCCUAGAAGCGCUGGUAGACUUAUAGUUCCAGUUUGCCUUCUGGUGAGCCUGUUUCUUGCAUAGUUAUGCGUAAUGUGGAGAUCACGGUCGGUUAUGAGGCAUGAGGUAGCGUAGCUUCCAUUAGUCGAUGACGAGACCGAAUAUAUCAUUCAUUUAACAACUCCAAUUUGCCAUCUAUCUCUUGAAGUGAUGAAAAGAGCGUACAGCUUGCGAUGAAGACGAUGUUCAAUGACUGUUUAGAAAAGUGAAAAACAAGUUGAUCAUACUUGAGGUUAAAGAAGGAAGGAAGCCUGAAAGGUC